AUGGGUGGGGCUAUCCCGAAGGGCUCUGGAGGACUUGCUUCCCUCGUUAUGUCGCAUGCCUCCUCAAUCCAGCUACGUGUACUUUUUCCUGCUCUGAACGUUCCAUGCCCCCCAGUCCAGCGGGUGCACCUGAUUGGGGCCUCUUGUGGCUUCUGUCCUAGUACGAGCACUCAUUCGGGUGGAGUUAUGCGGGAGUGGGAUGCCUGUGGAUGCCAUCAGCUUUGGGACUGGAUCGAAGAUUUGGCUGCAAAACUAAGACUUAAUGAUAGUCUGGGGCAGCCUGAUUUGGUAUCUCCAGUUCUGCCUAUUGAGAUAGCAGUUCUAGAUAUGCUAGGCUCACUGGCUCCACCUGUUAUCUCCAUUGGGGAUAUAAGUUUAGAUGUUUUUCCUUCCCAAAUCAACAUUAUAUCCUCUUAUGAUGAAUAUAUUAUCUACUGUUCUUCUGAUAAUAUAGAUGGUGCAGAUCAUUGGACUCUUGGCCAUACCCUAGUUUCUGGAGGAGAAGAGAUUUGCAUUGGUGGUCAGAUCCUAAAAGUCAUUUUCUCUCCGGGGCACACAGAUGGUCACAUGGCACUACUUCACGCCAGUACUCAUUCAUUGAUUGUUGGUGAUCAUUGUACGGGUCAAGGAAGUGCAGUUUUGGAUAUCACUUCCGGUGGAAAUAUGCAUGAAUACUUUCAAACAACUUACAAAUUUAUAGAUAUUUCUCCUAAUGUUUUAAUCCCCAUGCAUGGGAGACUUAACCUGUGGCCAAAACACAUGCUCUGCGGAUAUCUCAAAAACCGCAGAAGUCGAGAAUCAGUCAUCUUGAAGGCCAUUGAAAAUGGAGCAAAAACAUUGUUUGACAUUGUUGCAUAUACAUAUGCUGAUGUUGAUCGUAGUCUCUGGGGUCAUGCUGCAUCAAAUGUGAGGCUUCAUGUGGAUCAUCUGGCCAAACAAGAAAAAUUGCCCAAGGACUUUUCUCUUCAGAAGUUCCAGACAACUUGUGGAUUACGUUUUCUUUCUUAUUGGGUAUUUGCAUACCUUAGUAGCUUCUUUCUACCGAAGCAUCCAACUCUGAGGACUCCAGCAAUGCUUGGUGCUAUGGCAGUGGUUGGCUUUGCUAUGGCAUACUCAAUCAAGCACAAACUUCAUUCUGAAUAAGGGAAAGAUAUGACCCACAAACCCCUGGAUGAAUAAGCUGUUGAAUGAGGAGUCAGUGUGGUGAUCAACAUAUCUACCAAAUUGAAAAUUUUAUCUUUCCUUCCUUUUAAAAGAAACAGAGAAACAAGAUGGUUUUUGCUGUGGACCACUGGUAGUUGUAAUGGGACAUCUAAGUGUUGUGUUACAAUAUGGGAAACAAAUACUCUGUUUAAAUGUUUUUAUAUUCUGUUGACAUAUUAAUUUGCUCGCAAGACUGCGUGUCGUGUAAUGUUGUGAAAGUUGUACUAAGUGGCUUACAUAUGAUAUCGAGUAAUCACUCACUACA
Diospyros lotus (date-plum) is the source of this 1468-nucleotide messenger RNA. RefSeq lists its product as uncharacterized. The record is from RefSeq and is a predicted model, not a curated record. The transcript has 11 exons. Gene Ontology annotation, cellular component: plastid. Bases 1 to 1143 code for a protein of 380 amino acids. NCBI's taxonomy places the organism in Eukaryota, Viridiplantae, Streptophyta, Magnoliopsida, Ericales, Ebenaceae.